UAAGAACGCUUGCUUCUCUGGUGGGCAAUGAGGGAGCUGCAGGGGAGGACGUGUUUCCCUCCGUUCUUCCUAAGGCCUUUGACUUCUCUGCAGAGGAGAAAAUCUAUGCCUGGUGGGAGGGCAGUGGGUACUUCAAGCCAGACGAGUCCGCUCUGCAAUCAGGCGCAGCUGCUGGUGCUGGUGACAGCAGUGAUAAGGCUGACAUUAGCACUCCGUUUGUCAUCUCCAUGCCCCCUCCCAACGUGACUGGCGCCCUGCAUAUGGGCCAUGCCAUGUUCGUCACUCUCGAGGACAUUAUGGCUCGGUUCUGGCGCAUGAAGGGGCGUCCCACCCUCUGGCUGCCAGGCACGGACCAUGCAGGCAUCGCCACUCAGCUGGUGGUGGAAAAGAUGCUGGCCUCUGAGGGGCUUUUGAAGGAAGAACGGGCUCUUGAGCCACCCAGAAAUUACCUGUGUAAUCCUCUGUGCGCCCCUCCCUUUGCCCCCUCCCAGCUGGUGGUGGAGAAGAUGCUGGCAUCUGAGGGGAUCAGCCGAAAGGAGCUGGGCCGAGAAGAAUUUGUGAAGCGCGUGUGGGAGUGGAAGGAGAAUUUGUACCUCUCGGUUUUCCAUCCCCUACCUUCCCACCUCCUGCCAGAGGCUGUGGUGGAGGCGUUUGUCCGCCUGCACAACAAGGGGCUCAUCUACCGCGGCACGUACAUGGUCAACUGGUCUCCCUUCCUGCAGACCGCUGUGUCUGAUCUGUGCGGGCAUUGCACGUGGACGAUGCACCAUCUCUGCCACCUCUCAGCUUCUCCUCCUCCCCCACUCUUCAUACCUACCCGCCCCCAGCACCUUCCUCACCUCGCCCCUCUUCCACGCCCCCUCCCCUUCCCGCCAGAACCCCCCAAACCUCGUUUCCCCUUCCUCCCAUACAAUCUCAGGGUCGAUUAUCUCCCUGUAGCCACGACGCACCCAGAGAGAGGCUCACACCUCCCCCUUUCUGGGCCUACUUCCCCCUCCUCUCCCCCUCCCCCAAGGGACGACUAUCUGCCGGUGGCCACAACAAGGCCAGAGACCAUUCUGGGCGACACAGAAGUGGUUGUGCACCCAGAGGACGAGCACUGUAUAGACGACUAUCUACCAGUAGCCACCACGCGGCCAGAGACCAUUCUGGGCGACACAGAAGUGGUUGUGCACCCAGAGGACGAGCGCUGUAUAGACGACUAUCUGCCGGUGGCAACGACGAGGCCGGAGACCAUUCUGGGAGACACAGCAGUGGCCAUGCACCCAGAGGACGAGCGCUUCAAGCAGUACGUGGGGCGGCAGGCUCACCCCCCCCUGCCCCCUCUUUCUCUCUGUCUCCUUGUUUCUCCCCUCCUGCCCCUCCCCAGGGGCGACUAUCUGCCAGUGGCCACCACGCGCCCAGAGACCAUUCUGGGCGACACAGCAGUGGCGGUGCACCCAGAGACGGAGGAUGACUAUCUGCCUGUAGCGACAACACGCCCAGAGACCAUUCUGGGAGACACGGCAGUGGCCAUGCACCCAGAGGACGAGCGCUUCAAGCAGUACGUGGGGCGCCAGGCUCACACCCCUCCCCACCCUCCCUCUUCCUCUCUGUCUUCCUGUGUCUCCCCUCCUGCCCCUCCCCUCCUGCCCCUCCCCAGGGAUGACUAUCUGCCAGUGGCAACGACACGCCCAGAGACCAUUCUGGGAGACACAGCAGUGGCCGUGCAUCCAGAGGACGAGCGCUUCAAGCAGUACGUGGGGCGCCAGGCCGUGGUGCCCAUGUGCGGAGGCAGGACAAUUCCGAUCAUUGCCGAUGAUUACGUGGACAUGGAAUUCGGCACGGGGUGUCUCAAGAUCACCCCUGGCCAUGACAUCAAUGACUAUGCCAUCGGGCAGCGCCGGGACCUGCCUAUUAUUAAUAUUCUCAAUAAGGACGCCACACUCAACGAGAACGCAGGGGCGUUCUGUGGUUUGGAUCGGUUUGAGGCUCGGAAGCAGGUGUGGGAGCAACUGGAGAAGGAAGGCCUGGCGAUCAAACAACAGCCACACGUGCAGCGGGUGCCACGCUCCCAAAGAGGAGGCGAGGUGGUGGAGCCACUAGUGAGCCGGCAGUGGUUCGUGCGCAUGCAGCCACUGGCAGCACCCGCUCUGGAAGCAGCACGGACUGGCGAGCUCACCAUUAUUCCAGAGCGGUUUGAGAAGGUGAGCAAGGGAAGGAGGACUGGAACCAACCCCAUUGCCCCCACUCCUCCCCCCAACCCCUCCCCUAUGUAUCCAUCGCAGAUCUACGAGUUCUGGCUGGACAACAUCAGGGACUGGUGCAUCAGCCAGCAUCUCUUCUCUCCUUACCUCUCAUCAGCAAGUACCUCCCCCAUUGCCCCCAUCUGCUCCCAUAACCUUCCUCCUCAUCCUCCCUAUCCCCCGCAGAUCUACGAGUUCUGGCUGGACAACAUCAGGGACUGGUGCAUCAGCCGGCAGCUGUGGUGGGGCCACCGCAUCCCCGUCUUCUACCCCUCCUGGGACUCUGCAACGCCCGCUCCUCUAGCUGGGAAGGGCAGUGACGGUGCCGAGGAGGGGGCAGCAGAGUAUGUGGUGGCUGGGACCGAGGCUGAGGCUCGGGAGAAGGUUCGGGAGAGAUAUGGGGACGAGGCGGCAGAGACUGUGCGAUUGGAGCAGGAUCCUGACGUGCUUGACACGUGGUUCUCGAGGCACGACAUUUUGUUCUUCUGGGUGGCGCGAAUGACCAUGAUGGGGUUGGAGUUCACAGGGAAGCUGCCCUUCCACACCAUCUACCUGCACGGACUCGUGCGCGACGCACAGUUCACAGGCAAGCUGCCCUUCCACACCAUCUACCUGCACGGCCUCGUGCGCGACGCACAGUUCACAGGCAAGCUGCCCUUCCACACCAUCUACCUGCACGGCCUCGUGCGCGACGCACAGUUCACAGGCAAGCUGCCCUUCCACACCAUCUACCUGCACGGCCUCGUGCGCGACGCACAGUUCACAGGCAAGCUGCCCUUCCACACCAUAUACCUGCACGGCCUCGUGCGCGACGCACAGUUCACAGGCAAGCUGCCCUUCCACACCAUAUACCUGCACGGCCUCGUGCGCGACGCACAGUUCACAGGCAAGCUGCCCUUCCACACCAUAUACCUGCACGGCCUCGUGCGCGACGCACAGUAUGAUGGUGCUCCAUCUGGGCACUGCGCUCGUGUCUUUCCCUUCCCUCUGGCAUGUAAACCCUGCAACAUCCGCCUGGCCUCUCUUUCUGUUCCUGCCACACAUGCAGGGUCGAAAGAUGUCCAAGUCACAGGGCAGCGUGGUCUCAACCCUCUUCUCCCGGGCCUUUCCAAAACUCCUUUCCUUUUCCCCCGUAUGCCCCUCAUCCAGGGGCGCAAGAUGUCCAAGUCGUUAGGCAACGUGGUGGACCCAUUGGACACAAUCAACGACUUUGGCACAGAUGCCCUCAGAUACACCCUCGCCACUGGCACCACUCCCGGGCAGGACGUGAAUCUGUCUAUGGAGCGUCUGGGCGCCAACAGGGCGUUUGUGAACAAGAUAUGGAACGCGGGGAAGUUUAUUCUGCAGAACCUGCCGAGCAAGGAGGACGAGAAGCAGUGGCAGCGGCUGGGGCAAGUCAAGUUUGACACUCCCGAGGCGCUUGCUGCCCUCCCAUUGGCCGAGAGAUGGCUGCUCUCCCGUCUGCAUACACUGGUGGACGAGGUCACAGAGGCAUACAUCGCAUACGAGUUCAAUGCAGCAGGCCGGCGCAUCUACGACUUCUUCUGGAGCGACUUCGCUGACUGGUACAUCGAGGCCAGCAAGACCCGCCUCUACAGCGGCUUCCGCUCCUCCAGCAGCAGCAGCAGCGAGGGCAGCAGUGAGAGUGGGAACGAGAGUCAGGAAGCAGAGCCCCAAGGCGCACCAGCAGACGAGGCGCAGCAGCAGGCGCAGGCAGUGCUGGCAUACGCGUUUGACUCUGUGCUGCGUCUGCUGCACCCUUUCAUGCCAUACGCCUCCGAGCAGCUGUGGCAGGCGCUGCCCCACGCCCCCUCCCUGCCCUCCCUCAUGCUCGCCCCCUGGCCCGCUGCUGGCUUGCCGAGGGACGCCCAGGCCCAGGAAGAAUUCGAUGACCUUCAAGCACUGGUGAGCAAUAGACGCAGGUACAUGCAAGCAGGCCUGCAUGCCAUUCGCCUCCGAGCAGCUCUGGCAGGCGCUGCCCCACGCCCCCCUCCCUGCCCUCCCUCAUGCUCGCCCCCUGGCCCGCUGCUGGCUUGCCGAGGGACGCCCAGGCCCAGGAAGAAUUCGAUGACCUUCAAGCACUGGGACGCCCAGGCCCAGGAAGAAUUCGAUGACCUUCAAGCACUGGCGCUGCCCCACGCCCCCUCCCUGCCCUCCCUCAUGCUCGCCCCCUGGCCCGCUGCUGGCUUGCCGAGGGACGCCCAGGCCCAGGAAGAAUUCGAUGACCUUCAAGCACUGGCGCUGCCCCACGCCCCCUCCCUGCCCUCCCUCAUGCUCAUGUCCUGGCCCGCUGCUGGCCUGCCGAGGGACGCUCAGGCGCAGGAGGAAUUCGACGAUCUGCAAGCACUGGUGCGAGCAAUCCGCAAUGCGCGGGCCAUUCGCAAUGUGAGGGCGGAGUGUUCAGUGGAGCCGGCCAAGAAGAUAGCUGCAGGGCAAGCCGAAGUGCGGGCUAUCCGCAAUGUGAGGGCGGAGUAUUCAGUGGAACCGGCCAAGAAGAUCGCUGCCACUGUCAUCGCCGCACCCACCCUCUCUCCCGCCAUUCAGGGCGAGAGGGACGUGCUAGCGUUGCUUGCUCGGGUCGACCCUGCCUCUCUGCACAUCACAUCAGCACAACCAGACGAGGCAGCGGCAGCAGCAUGUGUGCAUGUGGUGGCAGCAGAGGGACUGGAGGCAUACCUGCCAAUAGCAGACAUGGUGGACGUUCCCAAGGAGCUGCAGCGCCUGGGCAAGCAGCAGACCAAGCUCACAGCCGACGUCAACUCCUGCCGCUCCCGCCUCUCCUCCAAAAAGUUUGUGGACAAGGCACCAGCAUCGGUGGUGGAUGGGGUGAGGAAGCAAGCAGAGGAGGCGGAGGAGAAACUAGCUCUUGUUAACAGACGCUUGGAGCAGCUGCAGGGCAUGGCUGCCACUGCCACCACUGCAUAA
Molecule: messenger RNA, 5150 nt
Organism: Closterium sp. Naga37s-1
Lineage: Eukaryota; Viridiplantae; Streptophyta; Zygnematophyceae; Desmidiales; Closteriaceae
Source: the annotation of a GenBank genome assembly